UGUGGUUUUGUCCAGGCAAGGUGUAUACAUUCACUGUCCAUGCGACGCCAUGACAAGUACGGCGAGUUCUGCAUUGGGCUUGCCGUUGCUGCAAGCAGUGGAGGGUGAGCUUCAUAUUUGGGUGGAUGCUGAUGAAGGUGCUGAGGAGCUCGUCCAGCUGGCGCGCGCCGCGGUCGCUGCGAGCCCUGCGUCGCUGCGGGUGGCAGUAGAUGCGGAGUGGUCGGACCCACAUCCCAUCUCCCUGCUACAACUGGCCGUUUCCAUCGACGACGGACCUCCCACCGUCUUCCUGAUCGACAUGGUACGUCCACCGAGUGCGAGCAGCCUGGAGUGGUGUCGGAAGCUGCUCGUGGGUCAGCACGACAUCCUGGUCUUUAGCCCCAAGGAAGAUCAGAAACGCCUGCAGGAAGCCGGCUUGCUUCCAGGCGACGUGGUGUUGGAAGAGCUUGGAUGGAUCGAUGUGCAACGCUGGGACUGGGGCCUUGGCAAUCAGCCAGGCCUACAAGCUGUGGUUGCUUGGGCGUUAGGCCACUGGAUGGACAAGUCUCUUCAGACCUCUAACUGGGACCAGCGCCCCCUGAGCACUGCGCAGAAGGCCUAUGCAGCGCUGGAUGCUAGCGUCCUCCUCCGGCUGCACCGCUGCGACCGACGCGCGCUGCCCCAGCGGCGGCUGCGAGCAGAGCGGAGCGCCGAGGAGUCGCCCGAGCGAUUGAAGGACCUUCUGAUGUCCGAGGAGCAGGACCGCUGGAACAGCUACCGGCAGCAGCCUCAGCGCCAGCGGCCGCGCGUGAGAAACGGCGAAGCACGGGAGAAGAACGGCGACUUGUGCUUCAUCAUCCCGCCGGCGUUGAACCGUUUGAUGCGAAAGUUGCGGGGAUUGGGCCUUGACACCAAAAUCCUCAAGGAGGGCUCUCCUCAGCGGGAGCUGGUGGAAACUGCUGAGGAGGAAGACAGGAUCAUCCUCUACUACAACACCAAGAACCUCCUUCCGGCGCGCGUGUCGCACCGCACUUAUAUGCUUCGAAGCACCGUUCCUGACGAGCAACUGCGAGAGGUCAUUGAGGCCUUCGACGUGGACGUGGACUCCGACUGCUUGUGCGGGCGCUGUGUGCAGUGCAACGCCUGGGACUGGCAAUUGGUGGGGCGAGAGCAGGUGAAGAACAACCCACAGGUGGCUGAAAAGACCUUGGAGAGCUUCGAUGAGUUUUGGCUUUGCGGCGGCUGUGGCAAGAUCUAUUGGGAGGGCAAGAUGUUUGUGAAGGCCUUGAGCCACUUUCGAAGCUUCAUGCCGGAGGCGGAGCGCCAACGGGAAGAGCAACUUGAGGUGAGGACAAAGGAAUUAGAAGCUUUGGGCUGGAGCGUUGCUCGCAUCCGUGGCGCUUUGGUGCGCGAGGGGCUUUUGAGCGCUGAGCAAGCGCUGGAGGAAGAUGAAGUUGAAGUCGUUACCAAUGGGUACGCUUCAUCGACAUCCGCGGCACCUCAUGUUGCUGCCUGUGGCCGGCAGAGUUCAAGAGCCCUGCUGGCAGUGAUCCCGGCGCUGUGCCUCUUCACCGGUCGGUGCAGCGGAGGAGCACCGGUCGUGGCCGAGAGGAGCCAGCCUCUGCGGGUCCCGCAGGGCCUUUUGACGGCCCCUUCUCCACUCACUGCCCGGCCCCUCUUCCGGACGCCCACGUGUUGCACACCCGUGAGGCGCAAGGCUGCCAAGCAGCGUUCGUAGCGACCAGGACGACCAUGUCCUCUUUCAGUCGGUUUGGCACGCGCGGGUGCAAAAUGGGGGUCUC
Molecule: messenger RNA, 1781 nt
Organism: Durusdinium trenchii
Lineage: Eukaryota; Dinophyceae; Suessiales; Symbiodiniaceae
Source: the annotation of a GenBank genome assembly